Molecule: messenger RNA, 1606 nt
Organism: Oreochromis aureus
Lineage: Eukaryota; Metazoa; Chordata; Actinopteri; Cichliformes; Cichlidae
Gene: ackr4b
Product: atypical chemokine receptor 4b
Exons: 2
Coding region: 268-1374 (368 amino acids)
Biological process (GO): immune response; chemotaxis; G protein-coupled receptor signaling pathway
Cellular component (GO): membrane
Molecular function (GO): scavenger receptor activity; chemokine binding; chemokine receptor activity
Source: RefSeq, a predicted model, not a curated record
AUCCCUCCUUGAACCUGAUCCACACUCAAACUCAAACGCACACGCGCGUGCGCACACGCACUCACACUGACAAAUGCAACGUCUGUGUUACGUGGUGAAGGGACACGCUCCUACAGUGUCAGAAGUGAAGGGAGUGGGGCUGGCUGAAGCAGAGAUUAGUCACUGCAGUGCCAGAGUGAAUGCAACAUUUUUCCUCAGAAUACACAACAAUAAACGGAUCACUGUUAACUCUACGGUUCUUGGACAGGAACAGAAACACGAAAAAGUAUGGCCGACUUUGACUAUCAGCACGACGAUGAUUCAAAUGAAACUUACGACUACAAUUAUGAACACACCAUCUGUGACAAGGAAACAGUCCGUUCCUUUGCCGGCGUCUUCCUUCCGGUCAUCUAUGCCCUGGCUCUGAUAGUUGGCCUGGCGGGAAACGCCUUGGUAGUGGUGGUUUACACGUCACGGCUGAAACUGCGAACCCUGACAGAUGUGUGCAUCCUCAACCUUGCCAUUUCAGACCUGCUGCUUCUCUUCACCCUGCCUUUCUGGGCGGCUGAUGCUGUCCACGGGUGGAUGCUGGGUACGGCAGCCUGCAAGCUCACAUCCUUCCUCUACAGCACCAACUUCAGCUGCGGCAUGCUGAUGCUUGCGUGCAUCAGCGUGGAUCGCUACCGCGCUGUAACCAAAAAUCCAACGGGCAGAGCUGGCACCGGAUCCCAAGUCAGGAGACAGUGGUCCCUGGUGUGCCUCAUGCUGUGGACUACAGCCAGCAUUCUCGGCCUUCCUGAACUUAUCUUCUCCACAGUGAAGCACACCCAUUACAGGAUUAGCUGCACAGCCAUCUACCCGCAUAGCAUGGCCCGACCUGCAAAGGCUUCCCUGGAGCUGCUUGAGGUGAUCCUCAGAUUUGUGAUACCUUUCCUGGUCAUGGUGGUGUGCUACUGCCGAGUGGGACUGGCGCUGAGUAAGGCCGUCGCGGUGCGACGAGAGAAAAAGUGGCGAGCCCUGCGUGUCCUCCUGGCUGUGGUGGCCGUAUUCCUGCUCACCCAGCUGCCCUACACGGUAGUCAAGCUUUGCCGAGCGAUGGACAUCAUUUACAUGCUCGUGACCGACUGUGAUGUCAGUAAGGGCUUGGAUCACGCUAUGCAGGUGACAGAAAGCCUGGCUCUCACCCACGCCUGCAUUAACCCGCUGUUGUACGCCUUCAUGGGGUCGUCCUUCAGGAGUCACGUUCUAAAGACUGCCAAGCACCUUGGACAGCGACUUGGGAGGCACCAGAGACACGUCAACGAGGAACCCGUGGAGAUUGCGCUCCAAGCGUGUAAUCAAACCCAAUCCCAGUCGGAUUCAGAAGAACAAGACACCAGCACCUUUACUAUUUAAGACUCAAAACAUGCGUCUAUUUUUUGUAAACUCUCAUACAAAAUUGCAUGUACACAGUAUAAAUAUAUUUACGUUCCCUUCCUAAUAUGCAAGACAGAUGCCCAUAAGCAUAAAUGUUAAUUCUUUGUUUAAUAAUUGUAUAUGUACAGUGAAUUUAUAUGCACUAACCAGCAAAGUAUUUUGUAUAAAUUAUGUAUUUUGUUAAAUAAAAGAAAGUUUUCAAUAGCAUGCA